AUGGCAGGGAAGAGGCUCAACAGCAGCAGGCCAUACUUAGGUGUGUUUAAGAUAUCAGAUGUUUUGGAUCCAGAGAGAUUAGUACAAUGUCCAUAUAAUAAACAUCAUCGGAUUAGAGCCUCUCGGUUUCCCUAUCACAUUGUAAAGUGUAGGAAGAGCUACCCUAAAGUUGCAGAGGAAUUGGCCACGUGCCCCUUCAACGCUCGCCAUCUAGUUCCUCGAGCUGAACUCAGCGACCAUAUAACGAAGUGCAGUGACAGAGGGUUCAUUGAACAAGAUAUAGUGAAUCAGUCCUCUAGCUUCCAGAGAGACCAUAUGAAUGCUGCAAGCACCUGGCAGGCACCUCCAUGUAAUGAAGACUGGGAAGCAGAGUUGCUGGAGCAGUCAGAUACUCCUUUUAUUUGGGGCAUGAGCAACUCUGGCAGAAACAG
Nestor notabilis (Kea) is the source of this 431-nucleotide messenger RNA. Its product is annotated as gametocyte-specific factor 1-like. NCBI's taxonomy places the organism in Eukaryota, Metazoa, Chordata, Aves, Psittaciformes, Psittacidae. The annotation marks the transcript as partial. The transcript has 5 exons. The record is from RefSeq and is a predicted model, not a curated record.